UCUCUCCAUUUUUUUUAUAUUUUAUAAAAUCAUAUUCGGAUUUCUUGUUUCCUUUGUCCUCUGUUUCCUCCGUUUUUGCUAUAAACACAGAGGUUUUAAGCUUUUACCACAGCUGGAAACGUCAAAGUUCAUCAUUUUCAAUGAGUCUGUUCGGCAUCGGUAGCAGAAACCAGAAGACAUUUAGGCCUAAGAAGAAUGCUCCGUCAGGAAGCAAGGGUGUUCAGCUUCAAAGGCACAUCGAUGCUACCUUGGGUAGUGGUAACUUGAGAGAAGCUGUCCGGCUACCACCUGGUGAAGAUAUCAACGAGUGGCUUGCUGUGAAUACUGUUGAUUUCUUCAAUCAAGUGAACAUCUUGUACGGUACACUAACUGAGUUCUGCACUGCAAACAACUGUCCAACCAUGUCAGCAGGACCAAGGUACGAGUAUCGGUGGGCUGAUGGGGUUACCAUAAAGAAGCCUAUAGAGGUAUCAGCUCCUAAAUAUGUUGAGUAUCUGAUGAACUGGAUUGAGGCUCAGCUGGAUGAUGAAGCAAUUUUCCCACAAAAACUGGGGACGCCAUUUCCGGCGAAUUUUCGAGACGUUGUGAAGACGAUAUUCAAGAGAUUGUUCAGAGUGUAUGCACACAUUUACCACACACAUUUUCAGAAGAUUGUGAGUCUGAAAGAAGAAGCUCAUUUGAAUACUUGCUUCAAGCAUUUUGCUCUGUUCACUUGGGAGUUUCGGUUGAUUGACAAAGGAGAACUUGCACCUCUCUCUGAUCUUGUGGACUCUAUUUUGCAGCUGUAGACCAAUGGAUUUCUUCAAUAUCUCAUCUGUCUACUUCGUCUUACAGUAGUUUUAUUUCAUUAAUCAGAAAUAAAGAUUAAAUUUAAUUGGUUUCGUUUAUGAUUACUAUCAUUGUAGAUCAUAGUUUUAGUUACAAACAGGAGAAUUUAACACUAAUUAGAAUCAUAAAUCUUAUUAGUAUUUUAAUAUCCAGAUGUAAUACAAUUCAAUCAG
Messenger RNA from Hibiscus syriacus, 1001 nucleotides. Its product is annotated as MOB kinase activator-like 1A. The coding region runs from base 141 to 788 and encodes 215 amino acids. Gene Ontology annotation, cellular component: cytoplasm; nucleus. Gene Ontology annotation, molecular function: protein kinase activator activity. Lineage: Eukaryota; Viridiplantae; Streptophyta; Magnoliopsida; Malvales; Malvaceae. The record is from RefSeq and is a predicted model, not a curated record. The transcript is spliced from 7 exons. Gene Ontology annotation, biological process: positive regulation of protein phosphorylation; signal transduction.